AUGGUAACCUAUACUCCGCCAGCAGAGGCCCAGGACCUACCCACCAGACUUAAGACCCUCUACUUCAGCAACGAGUUUCCCACAGACGACCUUUCGAACCUUCUGCGCCGGUUACACAACCACAGCAAGCACGGCAGCCAUCCCAUCUUGGCUCGGUUCUUGAAUGAGGCCACAAGAGCGCUGCGAAAUGAGGUCAGCCAGCUACGCGCGGAACUAGCCCAUCUUGUUCCUGCUUUCGAGUCCGUGACGACGUUGGCUGGUGAGGCAAAGCUACGCAAGGGACCGCUUGCUCAGUCUAUCGAUGGAGUGUUGCUUUGCGUGCUGCAGCUGGGGACGUACAUCGGGCACUGCGAGCUAUACCCAGAGGACCAGGCAACCGGGCCCAACAGUCUACUGACUGGCUUGGGAGUGGGUAUACUGGUCUCAACAGCCGUUGCAGUCUCCACAUCCCUGGACGAUGCAGUCACGGCUGGUGUGGAAGUACUGCGCAUUGCCUUUCGUCUUGGCGUGUUCGUGGGCGACGUCUCGCAUAACCUGGAGGCUGUUGAUGCGGAGUCUUCCGAGUCAUGGGCAUACGUCGUCCAUGGGAUAACCGUCGAUGAAGCUCAGAAAGAGCUGGAUAACAUCCAAGCCAAGGAGCGGACGCCAUCAGCUAGUAAGAUCUUUGUCAGUGCUAUCAGCGAAAGCUCGGUCACUGUAAGCGGACCCCCCUCUCGACUCAAGGCCCUCUUCCGCAAUUAUGCCUCGUUCCGUGAUCGAAAGUUUGCCCACCUCCCGGUCUAUGGUGGGUUAUGCCACGCAGCGCAUAUCUAUACGCGUGAAGACGCACAGGCAGUUGUCCAGUCCCCUUCGCUACCAGCGCGAUACAGGCCCGUCGUUCCCGUCAUGUCCACCAGCUCAGGCCAGCCAUUUGUCGCGUCCAGUGCACCACACCUGUUCGAGCAGGUGAUCUUUGAAGUAAUGACCAAACAGAUCGUGUGGGACAAUGUUAUCCGAGGUGUUGCAGAGCGGGUCGCGAAGACCGACGUUCACGCUGUCAACAUCAAGGUCUUUCGUCACUCCCUUCCAGCCCAGCAGCUUUCGAGUGCGUUGACGUCUGACAUGACCGAUCUCCCUGUUGAUACCGACGAUUUCUUGACGUGGGUCGGGUCCGAUGCUGACGACGGGGAAUACCUACCUGGAGGCUCCAUGCAGUCGAAGAUUGCGAUUGUUGGCAUGUCCUGUCGCAUGCCAGGUGGUGCCACGGAUACAGAGAAGUUCUGGAAUCUUCUUGAAGCUGGAUUGGAUGUACAUCGCAAAAUCCCGGCUGAUCGCUUUGAUGUUGACUCGCAUCACGAUCCAACUGGAAAGAGGAUGAACACCAGCCACACCGCGUACGGGUGCUUUAUCGACGAGCCGGGCCUUUUCGACGCACCGUUCUUCAACAUGUCGCCCCGUGAAGCGGAACAAACCGACCCCAUGCAGCGCUUGGCCAUCGUCACGGCAUAUGAAGCCCUGGAGCGAGCCGGAUAUGUGGCGAACCGCACGCCUGCGACGAAUCUAAACCGGAUCGGCACCUGGUAUGGGCAGGCCAGUGACGACUAUCGGGAGGUCAAUACGGGCCAAGAGAUCAGCACAUACUUCAUCCCCGGUGGAUGCCGUGCCUUUGGUCCUGGGCGCAUCAACUACUUUUUCAAAUUCGCGGGUCCGAGUUUCAACUGUGACACGGCGUGCUCGUCGAGUCUGGCCACCAUCCAGGCGGCCUGCACUGCCCUGUGGGCAGGCGAUGUCGACACUGUCGUCGCAGGAGGUCUCAACGUGCUCACCAACUCGGAUGCGUUCGCGGGUCUCUGUAACGGCCACUUCCUUACCAAGACGCCCAACGCGUGCAAGACUUGGGACUGCACGGCUGAUGGGUACUGUCGCGCUGACGGUGUCGGCUCGAUUGUAAUGAAGCGGCUGGACGAUGCAUUGGCGGACAACGACAACAUUCUCGGCGUGAUUCCAGCUGCGGCUACCAACCACUCCGCUAAUGCUGUCUCUAUUACACAUCCUCAUGCCGGCCACCAGUCAGAUCUGUAUCGGCAGGUCAUGGCGCGGGCCGGCAUUGACCCGCUUGAUGUCAGCUACGUGGAGUUUCACGGCACGGGAACUCAAGCAGGCGAUGCCGAAGAGAUGGAGUCUAUCACUAACGUGUUUGCCCCCGUCAAGGGCAAGAGACGAACCUCCAAGCAGCCGCUUCAUAUCGGUGCUGUCAAGGCUAACGUUGGUCACGGAGAAGCUGCUGCCGGUGUGACGGCGCUUAUCAAGGUUCUGCUUAUGCUGCAAAAAGGUGCAAUCCCGCCUCAUGUCGGCAUCAAAACCGACAUCAACCCGGGCUUUCCUAAAGACAUGGACAGGCGCAACUUGCAUAUCCCCUUCGAGACUACAGCAUGGUCUAGGAUCCCAGAGAAAAAGCGCAUUGCGGUGGUGAACAACUUCAGUGCGGCUGGUGGUAAUACCACAUUGGUGCUGGAAGAGGGUCCAGUGCGAGAGAGACUUGGAUCCGAUCCUCGACCCAGUCAUGUCUUCACAGUCUCAGCCAAGAGUAAAAUAUCCCUCAAGGGCAAUCUUCAGCGGCUGGUUGCCUACCUGGACAAGAAUCAAAAUGUGUCUACGGCUGACCUGGCGUACUCGCUAACAGCCAGACGGUAUCACCACAACCAUCGUGUGGCGGUGACCGCUACAGACAUGAGCAGCUUAAAGCAACAGCUUGUUUCCAAACUGGAAGGUGUCGAGUCCAUGAAGCCAAUUCCGACAACCGGAGCGCCACCAGUCGCGUUUGUCUUCACCGGCCAAGGCGCCGCCGACAAGUCGAUGAACCUGCAGCUGUACCACCACUCCCCAUUCUUCCGGUCUCAACUCGAUAGCCUUGACCGUCUGGGUCAACAGCACGGCUUUCCAUCCUUCCUCCCAGCCGUCGAUGGUAGUUUUCCCAAGGACCACGCCUGGUCGCCCGUCAUUACCCAAGUGGCUCACACCAGCGUCGAGAUUGCCUUAGCCAAAUACUGGGAGACAUUGGGUAUCAGACCCGAAGUCGUCGCCGGACAUAGUCUCGGCGAGUACGCGGCAUUUGUUAUUGCCGGUGUCCUGUCCGCCAGCGACGCUAUUUUCCUGGUCGGGUCCCGUGCUCAGAUGCUGGAGUCCUUGUGUACUGCCGGAACGCACAAGAUGAUGGCCGUCAAGGCGUCGCGACGCGAGAUUGAGGAUGCCGUCAAGGACCUUCCGUAUGACCUUGCAUGCGUCAAUGGCCCCAAGGAGACUGUUCUUUCGGGAACCACCGAGCAGAUGGAAGCCGUUUCUGUCCCUCUCAAGGAGAAAGGCUAUAGGGUCAUCUUCCUUGAUGUGCCAUUUGCUUUUCACUCCGCCCAGACGGAUCCCAUUUUGGAGGUGUUUGAGGAGACCGCUAGAAAGAGCGUCAUCUUCCGACCACCAACGCUGCCUAUUAUCUCCCCCUUGCUGCGUAAAGUCGUCUUUGAUGAAAAGUCACUCAAUGCCGAGUACCUGCGCCGGGCGACGCGCGGAACAGUCGAUUUCUUAUCUGCCAUGCAGAACGCGCAAGAGACAUCGAUCGUCGACAAGGACACUGUCUGGGUUGAGGUCGGGCCGCACCCGGUCUGUGUGGCUUUUAUCAAGGCCAGCUUCGACCCUGCUCCUGUAACAGUGGGCUCUUUCCGUCGUGGGGAGGAUAACUGGACGACUCUUGCAGCGAGUUUGGGGCAGCUUCACACAGCCGGGCUGCAGGUGCGCUGGGAUGAGUUCCACCGGCCUUUUGAGGCAUCGCUUCGUCUUCUGGAUCUGCCCACCUACAGCUGGAACGAGAAGAAUUACUGGAUCCAGUACCGAGGCGACUGGGCGCUCACCAAGGGCAAUACGUUCUACGAUGCUGAGAAAGGCAUCAAUCGACAGGCCGCGGCUGCCCCGGUGUCUAGUCUCAGCACCACCACUGUGCAGCAAAUCAUCGAGGAGAGUUUCUCCGGAUCGUCCGGCAAGGUAGUCAUGCAGUCAGAUCUGAUGCAUCCGGAUCUCCUUGCCGCUGCGCACGGACACAAAAUGAAUAAUUGUGGUGUCGUUACGUCCUCCAUCCAUGGCGACAUCGUAUACACCCUCGGUGAAUACCUCUACAAGAAGCUCAUCCCCGCGGCCAAGACCGUGCAUGUCAACAUCACCGAUCUGAAGGUGACCAAGGGUCUUGUCGCCCAAAGCAACACCAAAGUACCGCAGUACUUCCGCGUCACUGCGACAACAGCGGAUAUCAACGCCGGGGCCGCUGACUUCGUCUGGGAGAACGUCGCCAACGACGGCAUCACCUCGGAACCGUUUGCAACUUGCCGCGUGGUGUACGGCGAUGCUGAUGGCUGGCUCUCAUCCUGGAGCCCGCUCGCGCACCUCGUGCAAGGCCGCAUUGAGACCCUCGAGCGUCUGGCCGCGGAGGGAAUCGCCAACCGCUUCUCGCACAAGAUGGCGUACACCCUCUUCGGCAACAACCUUGUGGAGUACGCUGACAAGUACCGAGGCAUGCAAGCGGUCGUGAUGCACGAGUUCGAGGCCUUUGCCGACGUCACCCUCAAGCACGUCUCUGGCGGAGGGAGCUACACCGUGCCUCCGUACUUCAUCGACAGCGUGGCGCAUCUGGCCGGGUUCAUCAUGAACGUCUCCGACGCGAGCGACACUGCCAACACAUUCUGCGUGACUCCCGGAUGGGACAGUAUGCGCUUCGCGCGGCCAUUGGUCGCGGGCCAGAAGUACCGGUCGUAUGUCAAGAUGAUACCGACCGACGACGACCCGUCCGUGUACCUUGGGGAUGUGUAUGUCUUCCAGGAUGAUGUGAUUGUGGGGAUGGUGGGAGGCAUCCAGUUUCGUCGCUACCCCCGCAUCCUCAUGAACCGCUUCUUCGCCGCGCCGGACUCGUCGAUCGCGAAGUCCUAUGCUGCUGCUGGUAGCGCGGGCUCUGCCGUGUCUGCUCCGGCGUCUGCUCCUACUGUUUCGCAGUCCAAGCCUGCGGUGGUAGCGGUUGCUGCUCAGGUCAUACCGUCAGCAUCGACCCCUGCCUCUCCACCAGCACCUGCGCCCGCUCCCGCUCCGGUCCCUGCGACCCCUGCGACCCCUGCUGUUGACUCCGACAGCACAUCCGGCAAGGCUUUGGUCCUCAUUGCUAACGAGGCCGGUCUUGAGCAGUCCGAUCUCACCGAUGAUGCCGCAUUUGCCAACCUGGGCGUGGACAGCCUGAUGAGUCUCGUGAUCGCCGAGAAGUUCCGCGAGGAACUGGGGAUUGUGGUGGCCGGGAGUCUGUUUCUGGAGUAUCCUACGAUCGGGGCUUUGCGAUCGUGGUUGGAGGAGUAUUAUAGUUAGAUCUUGCAUUGUCCUUUGAAUCUUGGUGGAAAUAGUGUGACAGCUCUUUUCGCGCCAAUUUGUUCAUCAUCUG
Aspergillus uvarum CBS 121591 is the source of this 5443-nucleotide messenger RNA. Its product is annotated as type I polyketide synthase. The record is from RefSeq and is a predicted model, not a curated record. Gene Ontology annotation, molecular function: phosphopantetheine binding; fatty acid synthase activity. Lineage: Eukaryota; Fungi; Ascomycota; Eurotiomycetes; Eurotiales; Aspergillaceae. The coding region runs from base 1 to 5370 and encodes 1789 amino acids. The transcript has 3 exons. Gene Ontology annotation, biological process: fatty acid biosynthetic process; secondary metabolite biosynthetic process.